Messenger RNA from Anopheles coustani, 1552 nucleotides. RefSeq lists its product as uncharacterized. The transcript is spliced from 8 exons. Gene Ontology annotation, biological process: carbohydrate metabolic process. Lineage: Eukaryota; Metazoa; Arthropoda; Insecta; Diptera; Culicidae. The record is from RefSeq and is a predicted model, not a curated record. Gene Ontology annotation, molecular function: isomerase activity; carbohydrate binding. The annotation marks the transcript as partial.
ACACGACAGCCGUGUUCCGGUGCAGACGUGCAACCUGUUCGUUCAGAGCUCCCCGCGUCCGUGUUCAGUGCGUGUGUGGUGCGCGGCGUUCGUCUCCAUGCGGAGUGUGCCAACAAAAGGGGGGAAGGAGUGCAAAUAGAAAAGAAAAAUCUGUCGAAAGAAGAAAAGAAAAGCGAAACGCGAUACAACAGUCAAAACGCGAAAGUGAAAGUGCACCUGGUUCGGUUCAGGGAAAAUCCUUCCCGGAAAAUUCGCGGUGGUAUUCUCCCUUUCGCAUCGAUACUUCCGAGUGCUUUCCCGUCGUGAGUUUUCGUCGCGGGUGUUUUAGUUUUCCGCUCGGGGAAAAGAGGAUUUCCGUUACGGUUGCGCCCGCCCGCCAGCGCACGGGUUCAUUUUUCCCAACCCUUUUUUCCCACGUGGCAAUCGGCAAAGCAAAACAGUGCACAUGUGUGACCAGGGGGGCAAGCGGAAGAAAAAGGAGAAGUUCCAGUACAACAAAUCGAUCAUGGCCGCCACGAGCGUGGUGGUGCUGGACCGGGGCAACAACACGACCUGCACCAUCAAUUUGCACGGUGCAACCGUAGUAUCUUGGCGGGUCAACAACCAAGAGCAAUUAUUUGUCAGUAAACUAGCUGUAUUUGAUGGCAAAAAAGCGAUUCGCGGCGGAAUUCCAUUCGUUUUUCCACAAUUCGGACCAUGGAAUUUUGGCCCGCAACAUGGGUUUGGCCGUGUGGUUCGGUGGACACUGGAACGCGCCCCGGAACGAUUGCCAAGCGGCGACGUGGAGGCCGUCUUUAGCUUAAUGGACAACGAAAUAACCCGCUCGAUGUGGAACUACCCCUUCCGCAUCACGUACCGAUUGAUCCUGCGCGAGAAGGAGCUGCACUUUCACAUCGGCGUGUACAACCCGAGCAAAGAGAUGACCUUCUCCUUCAACCUGUUGCUGCACACGUACCUGAAGGUGCCGGAUGUGCGCCGGUGUCAAAUUACGGGACUGCACGGUUGCACCUUUAUCGAUAAGACACGGGACGGUGCCAUCUACCAGGAAGGCCGGGACGCGGUGACAAUCAACGAAUGGACGGACCGGAUCUACCAGCACACGCCGCAGGAGCACAUCAUCACGAAUGUGGUGUCCGGGCGCAAGAUGCGGCUGCAGAAGUACAACUUCCCCGACACGGUCGUGUGGAACCCGUGGAUGGAGAAGGCCCGCGAGUGCCAGGACUUUGGCGACGACGAGUACCCGAACAUGAUCUGCGUCGAGGCGGGCCACGUCUCGACACCGGUCAUCCUGCUGCCCGGCACCGCGUUCGAGGCGUCGCAAAUUCUUCAGAAUCAACAACAGCAGCAACAACAGCAACAGCAGCAGCAGCAGCAGCAACAGCAACAACCACAGUCCACACCAAAUCAGCAACCGAGUAGCCAACAGCAGGCUCCGCAAACUCAGCAGGCGCAGCAGCAACAACAGCAAGCGGCUCAGGCGGCGGUAGCAGCAGCUCAGCAGCAGGCUCAGCAACAGGCUCAGCAACAGCAGCAACAGCAGCAGCAACAGCAG